Molecule: messenger RNA, 2863 nt
Organism: Cuscuta epithymum
Lineage: Eukaryota; Viridiplantae; Streptophyta; Magnoliopsida; Solanales; Convolvulaceae
Source: the annotation of a GenBank genome assembly
GACCCAUGUUGGACUAAGUUGGGCUAGACAAAGAACUUGCAAUUCGAGGAAUGGGCCAGAAAUUUGGACAGUAAUCGGGUUCCUGGCAGCAAGAACGAUUAGGGGUUAGCCGGUAGUAAAGCCAGAAAUUUCUUCACAUGUGAAUCUGUAUAUAUAUCGAUCUCUGCUCCGCUUUGCUUUGCGGCUUGUAACAAAUUUCCACUAAAUCAACGCGGGUCGGGUUCAGAAUAUCCCGGUGCGAAGGUAUCGUUCCGUUUAUUCUGGGCGGUGGACGACGAGGAGGUUCGCUCCUCUUUUAGAGUCGAUUGAUGGGUACCGAGCGGAAGAGGAAGGUGAGUUUGUUCGACGUUGUGGACAAUAGCGGCUCCAAGAUCCCGAAAAUCAACGGUCUUGGUUCUGCUCUUCUGGGUAACAGCGUCCCAAUGUCUUCCUCUAUCAAUAAGUGGACCGCCAAGCCCUAUUCCCAGAGAUACUUUGAGAUUUUGGAGAAGAGGAAGACUCUUCCUGUUUGGCACCAGAAAGACGAGUUCCUGCAAACAUUGAAAGAGAAUCAAACCCUCAUCCUCGUCGGUGAAACGGGUAGUGGUAAAACCACUCAGAUACCUCAGUUUGUUCUUGAUGCCAUUGAUGUUGAGACCCCUGAUAAGCGUAGGAAGUAUAUGGUUGCUUGCACUCAGCCUCGGAGGGUUGCUGCUAUGUCUGUUUCUCGUCGAGUUGCCGAAGAGAUGGAUGUGGCCAUUGGAGAAGAAGUGGGUUACAGCAUUCGUUUUGAAGAUUGCAGCAGUGCUCGCACAGUUUUAAAGUACUUGACAGAUGGUAUGCUCUUAAGGGAAGCCAUGACAGACCCUCUCCUGGAAAGAUACAAGGUAAUAAUUCUUGAUGAAGCUCAUGAAAGGACAUUGGCAACUGAUGUUCUAUUUGGACUUCUUAAGGAGGUGUUGAAAAACAGACCGGAUCUCAAGCUAGUUGUCAUGAGUGCCACUCUUGAGGCUGAAAAGUUUCAGGGUUAUUUUUAUGGUGCACCUCUUAUGAAAGUUCCUGGCCGGCUUCAUCCUGUGGAAAUCUUUUACACUCAGGAGCCUGAAAGGGAUUACCUUGAAGCAGCUAUUCGGACUGUUGUGCAGAUACAUAUGUGCGAACCUCCUGGCGAUAUCCUUGUCUUUCUAACCGGAGAAGAGGAGAUUGAGGAUGCAUGUAGGAAAAUAACAAAAGAAAUCACCAAUUUGGGAGAUCAAGUGGGUCCCAUAAAACCAGUUCCACUUUAUUCUACACUUCCUCCAACCAUGCAACAGAAGAUUUUUGAACCUGCUCCCCCUCCACUUGUAGCAGGUGGUCCUCCUGGGAGGAAGGUUGUUGUCUCUACAAAUAUUGCUGAGACAUCAUUGACCAUAGAUGGUAUAGUUUAUGUUAUAGACCCAGGGUUUGCAAAGCAAAAAGUUUAUAACCCCAGGGUACGUGUUGAGUCUUUGUUGGUCUCUCCAAUUUCAAAGGCAAGUGCACACCAAAGAUCUGGGCGUGCUGGAAGAACACAGCCAGGAAAAUGCUAUAGACUGUACACAGAAAAGAGCUUUCAGAACGAUCUCCAACCACAGACCUAUCCCGAAAUACUUAGAUCAAACCUUUCCAAUACAGUUCUAACUUUGAAGAAGCUAGGAAUAGACGAUUUAGUCCAUUUUGAUUUCAUGGAUCCUCCAGCCCCAGAGACAUUAAUGAGAGCCUUGGAGGUUCUGAAUUACCUUGGUGCCUUGGAUGAUGAAGGGAACUUGACAAAAUUGGGUGAGAUCAUGAGUGAGUUGCCCCUGGAUCCCCAAAUGGCAAAAAUGCUCGUCGUCAGCCCAGAAUUUAAUUGCUCCAAUGAGAUUCUCUCUGUGUCUGCCAUGCUAUCAGUACCCAACUGCUUUAUCCGGCCUAGGGAGGCUCAAAAAGCUGCAGACGAAGCGAAAGGGCGUUUUAGCCACAUUGAUGGAGAUCACCUCACGCUGCUGAAUGUAUACCACGCUUACAAGCAAAACCAGGAGGAUCCACAAUGGUGUUAUGAAAAUUUCAUUAACCACAGGGCUCUCAAGUCAGCAGAUAACGUCAGGCAGCAACUUGCACGCAUUAUGGCAAGAUUUAACCUAAAGCUAUGUAGCACUGACUUCAACAGCCGUGACUACUAUGUCAACAUAAGGAAGGCAAUGUUAGCUGGCUAUUUCAUGCAGGUGGCUCAUUUAGAACGUACAGGUCACUAUUUGACAGUGAAGGAUAAUCAGGAGGUUCACUUGCACCCUUCAAACUGUCUGGAUCAUAAGCCAGAAUGGGUUAUAUACAAUGAGUACGUGUUAACAAGCAGGAAAUUUAUCCGUACUGUGACUGACAUCCGGGGAGAUUGGUUGAUUGAUAUAGCACCACACUAUUAUGAUAUCACAAAUUUCCCCCAGUGUGAAGCAAAACAUGUACUUGAUAGAAUGUACAAGAAGAGGGACAGAGAACGAGGGGACCAACACAAGAAAAAGAAAUGAAUAUCUGAUAGCAAGGGACCGCGGGAAGGGAGUGUUUGGCCUUCAGCUAUGAGCCUAUGAAUGAAUUUCACCUAUCGAGUACAAUUGCUUGUUUUGAAAUUUAGGAAGGACUAAGUUAAUUUUAUUUAUGCAUUGAUAACAAUGAAAUAGCGCAGUGUUGUUUUUAAAUGCCUUCUGUUGACAAUAUUGUCUCCCUUCUACUUUUACUUUUUGAUCCGCUCGUUACUGUCUUGAAGACUCUCUUUUUUGAAAUUAGGGCUUGUUUGGUUUGCAUAUUUUAGACACAAGGGCAAGCGGUCAUUAUCGUGUCAUAAGUGAUACGUCCAUGCUACAUGUAAUCUCAUUAAAAGCAUAAUUUUUAU